AUGUCUGCUACAUUUAUUGAAUCUACACAUGGCAAAAUACAUUUAUGUUACCUCGGUUAUCGAUAUUAUGGGAAACGUAAAAACCAAAAUGGUUCCGAGUAUUGGAUAUGUGUGAAAUGUAAUGCAACAGCAACAAGUUUUGCAGAUUUGUCAGUCAUAGUACGUGAUGAACAUACACAUUUACCUGAUGGAACAGAUAAAGAAGUACUGGAAAUGCGAAAAAAUUUAAAACGUAAAAUUAUUGAAGAAUCUGGUCCAAUAGGUCGUAUAGUCGAAGAAGCAUAUCAUGCGAUUCAUGCUCAACCACAAUCCAUUGAUUUCAUUAUUAAUUUACCCACGAUUCAUACAAUAAAAAGGCUAAUUGGAAUCCUUUUUUAUUUAAUCAACGGCAAAAAAAAUGAUGUAAAUAUUGUUUCUCAUGUUAUUCUAAAAUAUAAUUUAGGAACUUUUUUAAAAUGUGAAUCAGAUGGAGCAACUUCAAUUGAUCUUGUAAGAUUAAAUCAACAUUGGCAAAUGUGGGAUCGUUUAUAUGAAUUUGGGCAUCAUAAAACAUUAAAUGAAAAUUAUGAAGAAUCUUCUUCAAAACAACAGAAAGAUAAAAUUAAUGAAUAUUGUUUGGAUGGAUUUAGAAUUUCCAUCUUUUCAUCAAGGACAAAUUUUCGAAUGUGUUGUUAUUAUUAUUGA
Molecule: messenger RNA, 684 nt
Organism: Rotaria socialis
Lineage: Eukaryota; Metazoa; Rotifera; Eurotatoria; Philodinida; Philodinidae
Source: the annotation of a GenBank genome assembly